Molecule: messenger RNA, 3550 nt
Organism: Sinocyclocheilus grahami
Lineage: Eukaryota; Metazoa; Chordata; Actinopteri; Cypriniformes; Cyprinidae
Product: peripheral plasma membrane protein CASK-like
Exons: 26
Coding region: 613-3195 (860 amino acids)
Biological process (GO): protein phosphorylation
Molecular function (GO): protein binding; protein kinase activity; ATP binding
Source: RefSeq, a predicted model, not a curated record
CGCUGGAGUUAUGAGGGGGAACUAGAGCAACUGCAGCCAGCGUGAGCGAGCAAGGGAAAAGCCUCGCGCGUUUCAGUGAAGCCCUGCGCGUGGGAAGAAUGAGUAGAAUCAACUGAACUGCGCACUUUAAUAACAGCCUACGUUUUUUUUAAUCACAGAAACGGUGUGUAGUUCUUUUUUUGGGCUCGACAGAAUCGAGUUAGUUUAGCGUUUAGAAGAUUUAACCCACUUGUGUCCUUGACUUCAACAGCGAUCAUUUUGGAGUUGUUUUUAACGUUUGAAUUACCUCAGCCUCGAGUGGCGGGAUUAAGGGGGCCGGGAGAGAGGGAAGGGAAGGUGGGGCAGAGUGAGUCAAACGGACCGAGCGCUCACUUCUGUCCGCCCGCUUCAACCGAACCAUCAACGGAUAUUUUUUUCCCCUUAAAACCGAAAGGAAUCAAUCAUUUUUUUGUUUAUCGGAAUUUGGAGAGCGAUAACGUCGGCUGUCAGCGUUUCUUUUCGCCGCACAUUCCAGGUACUCUGAAGUAUCUACGCUGUAACGGUUAAUCCUCUGAUAUUUACCGUUUGGACGGAUUUUUGGGGGGAGUGUAAAUUCCCCGGUCUUGUUGGACCAUGGCCGACGACGACGUGCUCUUUGAAGAUGUUUACGAGCUGUGCGAGGUCAUUGGCAAGGGGCCGUUUAGUGUGGUACGAAGAUGCAUAAACAGGGAGACGGGCCAACAGUUUGCCGUGAAGAUUGUGGAUGUGGCCAAAUUCACAUCCAGCCCUGGGCUCAGUGCAGAAGAUCUGAAGAGGGAAGCGAGCAUCUGCCACAUGCUGAAACAUCCUCACAUAGUGGAGCUUCUGGAGACCUACAGCUCUGAUGGGAUGCUCUACAUGGUGUUUGAGUUCAUGGAUGGAGCAGAUCUCUGCUUUGAGAUUGUGAAGAGAGCAGACGCUGGUUUUGUUUACAGUGAGGCAGUAGCCAGUCACUACAUGAGACAGAUCCUAGAGGCUUUGCGGUACUGCCAUGACAACAACAUCAUUCACCGGGAUGUGAAGGACAGUGAAGCAAAUGCCACAAACAAAUGCCACAGCCCAGAUGACACCGCAGAAAAGCACGCUCCAUCGGCUAUGCAGGAACACCCGCCUACAGGACGACCUCUGGAACUUCAAAUAACGAUCUACACUUAUGAAGCCCAUUCAAAUCAAUUUAAUAAAGGGGAGUAUUUCUUCAUUGUUUAUCGAAACGGGAACACACUAAACCAUCCCUGGCUCAAGGAGAGAGACCGCUAUGCCUACAAGAUCCACCUUCCUGAGACAGUGGAGCAGCUGAGGAAGUUCAAUGCCAGGAGGAAGCUAAAAGGCGCAGUGCUUGCCGCAGUCUCCAGUCACAAGUUCAGCUCUUUCUAUGGUGACCCACCAGAAGAACUGCCUGACUUCUCUGAGGACCCUACUUCAUCAGGACUACUAGCAGCGGAAAGGGCUGUGUCACAAGUGCUAGACAGUUUGGAGGAAAUCCAUGCGCUGACUGACUGCAGUGAGAAAGACCUGGACUUUCUUCACAGCGUCUUCCAGGACCAUCACCUCCACACAUUGCUUGAUCUCUACGACAAGAUAAACACCAAGUCUUCGCCACAAAUCAGGAGUCCUACAAGUGACGCCGUUCAGAGAGCCAAAGAGGUACUGGAGGAGAUUUCAUGCUACCCGGAGAAUGCAGACGCUAAAGAACUGAGACGGAUUCUAACCCAGCCCCAUUUCAUGGCCUUACUUCAGACUCAUGACGUUGUGGCCCAUGAGGUGUACAGUGACGAGGCACUGAGGGUCACCCCACCCCCCACAUCACCAUAUCUCAACGGAGACUCACCUGAUAGCACGAACGGAGACAUGGACAUAGAGAAUGUUACACGAGUGCGCCUAGUUCAGUUCCAGAAGAACACAGAUGAACCAAUGGGCAUCACAUUGAAAAUGAACGACUUGAACCAUUGCAUCGUGGCAAGAAUAAUGCAUGGAGGAAUGAUCCACAAACAAGGAACUUUGCAUGUUGGAGACGAGAUCCGGGAGAUCAACGGCAUAAGUGUAGCAAAUCAAACGGUGGAGCAGCUUCAGAAGAUGCUUCGAGAUAUGAGAGGCAGCAUCACCUUUAAGAUUGUGCCAGGCUACCGCAUACAGCAGUCAUCCUGUGAGAAAGAAUCCCCCUCCACCUCCAGACAGUCCCCUGCUAAUGGCCAUUCCAGCAUUAACAGUUCUAUCUUGGACUUGCCGUUAACCAUCCAGCCAAAAGGACGCCAGAUCUUUGUACGGGCACAGUUUGAGUAUGAUCCGGUGAAGGAUGACCUCAUCCCCUGUAAAGAGGCAGGGAUUCGCUUCAGGGUGGGUGACAUAAUCCAGAUUAUCAGCAAAGAUGACCAUAACUGGUGGCAAGGCAAGCUGGAAAACACCAAGAAUGGCACGGCGGGACUGAUUCCCUCACCUGAACUUCAGGAGUGGAGGGUGGCUUGUAUAGCCAUGGAGAAAACCAAGCAAGAACAGCAGGCAAGCUGUACUUGGUUUGGCAAGAAAAAAAAGCAGUACAAAGACAAAUACCUAGCAAAGCACAACGCAGAUCUGGUCACAUAUGAGGAAGUGGUGAAGUUGCCAGCAUUCAAGAGGAAAACAUUAGUUUUACUAGGUGCUCACGGUGUUGGCCGAAGACACAUCAAGAAUACACUCAUCACCAAACACCCAGACAGAUUUGCUUAUCCCAUUCCACACACUACCAGACCUCCAAAGAAAGAUGAAGAGAACGGCAAGAAUUAUUUCUUUGUAUCCCAUGACCAAAUGAUGCAGGACAUCUCCAACAAUGAUUACCUGGAGUACGGCAGCCAUGAGGAUGCAAUGUAUGGCACACAGUUGGAGACAAUACGCAAGAUCCACGAGCAGGGACUCGUAGCCAUACUGGACGUAGAGCCACAGGCACUGAAGGUUUUACGGACAGCUGAAUUUGCUCCCUAUGUGGUUUUCAUUGCUGCACCAACUAUCACUCCCGGCAUGAAUGAGGAUGAGUCAUUACAGAGGCUGCAGAAGGAGUCCGAGAUCCUCCAGAAGACCUAUGCACACUAUUUUGACCAAACCAUCAUCAAUAAUGAGAUUGACGAGACUAUUCGGCUCCUGGAGGAAGCCAUAGACCUGGUUUGCACCACUGGCCAGUGGGUUCCAGUAUCCUGGGUCUACUAAAACAGCAAACCCAUCAACCUGUAACCUUGCACCCUUCAUAAUCUCACACUGUGCAGUGCAUCUCUGCAAGAAAAAAAACCCUCAGAACUCUCCCCAUGAUUCAAACAGAAGUCCACCAACAACAUCAAUGUACCUGCUGUGAGCCUAGCCUUGGCCCCUCACAGACUACCUAGACGUGGUGUUGUAUUAAUGGAAAAAAUAAUAAAAAUAAAAUAAAUACUAAAUAUUGUCAUGUCUAUAUCGUUAGGAGACUGAUUUAAAGAGACAAUAUCCUACAUGAUGCAUUUUCCUGCAUUUGUUUUUGUUUUUCUGCCCAUUUUUCUGUUAUUACCAGAGCAAAAGUGCAGUAUUCUUA